UUCCUUUAUUUUAUCCUCCAACUCCAAUUCUCUUUUACUUUUUUUAUUUUGUAAAUCAUGGAGUUUUUGUUUUAAUUUCUCAUUUUCUGAGAGUAAUAUGUUACCAGCCUCUGCCGCUAAUGUCAAAGAUGUUUCCAAGUCUUCAUUAGCACUUAGAUUGUAAAUUUUUUCCUGCAGUUUGUCCAUUUCUUCUGCCACAGAGACGCUGUCGUCCUCAGAUUGGCAGUGUGAACAGAUCCACGUUGAUAUUUCACCUUUAUAUAAUUUAUUAUAAUCUAUAUUGGACAUCUGUACACAUUUUACAUGGUACCAUGUCUGGCAAGCUCCCUUACAAAGUACAGCCUUGGUUUUAGCACCUAUUCCACAUUUACCACAGGGGAAUUUCGUCAUUUUAAAUUUAUUUUCUUCUCAAUAGUUACAGACAAACAGAUAAUUAAUCAAACAGUUAUUGUGGGUUCAACAUGUAUAUCUACAAAUCGCUCAAUUUCCCAUACAGAAACAGUUCAGUCUGAUAUUUUGUCAAUAUCACAGCAAAAGUCCAAUGUAAACAAGCAGCAGACUACUAACUGUGUGACAGCUGAGUAAACAAACAGACUGCAGGUGGUCAGAGUUCAGUACAAGCAAGAUGUCAGUCUGCCUGUAUCCUAGUGUACUAUCUUGUAGUGACUUGCUUGUAACCACAAUGUUCAGUACACUGUCCACUUCCUGUUUAAAUGGUUUUAAUUAGAAUGCUUUUCAGUUAAAUUAAAUAUAAAAGCAGUUGAAGUGAGACAAAAUAAUCGCUAUCACUUCUAAUUACACCUUCAAUUCAGUGAUUUUAAGGCUCAUAGGAGACAGCUCAGACAUGGAAAAAAAAUAGUGCUCUGGUUUGUAGCAAUUCUAACCGAGGAGAAUAUAUUUGAGGUGGUGAAUGUGGUGGACCUGCUGGGCGUGGCUAGCCUGCACUCGGCAUGCUGUGUGUUCCUGCAGCGUGCGCUUACUGUGCACAACUGUAUCAGUGUCUACGUGGUGUGUCGUCUGCAUGGCUACGCAGACAUGGCACAACGCGCGGUCAAGUUGGCCCGUAGACACUUCCACCACCUCAUGGAGCUAGACGAAUUCCUUGACAUGCCUGUAGAGAUGUUGCAAGCCUGUCUUGAGGGCAAAGUGCUCAAUAUAUACAGCGAAAACUCCUUGCUCAAGAGGGUAUGUGCCUGGGUGAAGCACGAUGUGGAGCAGAGAGGCCGUCACCUACAAGGGCUCCUAGAUAACAUCAACCUGUACACACUGGACCUAGGGAUGGCAGAGAGUUCAUUGUAUCAGCUGCCCUCGUUGGAGGCACAGGCCUACAAGUGGAUGGAGCGAGCACGACACGUGCGGGAGCGUCCUGUUACGCUCAGCAGCCGUAAUAAAACUCGCUACAACAAGGAACAACAGGUGGUGCUUUCAUGUGGAGGCUUCACUGGAGGGCCUAUAGCCAAUGUUGAGGCUUUUACAAGUGGUGAUUCUUUGUGGCGGUGUAUGGUGCCAUCCCCCGGACAGACCCACGGGUUCAGAGUGCUGCCACCUCUCAAGCAGGCUCGGAUCUAUGCUGCCACUACAUAUACCGAUGAUUAUGUCUACGUUAUUGGUGGAAGAAAUGACGGUGGUCCCCUCUCAUCUGUGGAGAGAUACUCAGUGGAGGCUAACGAAUGGGACGAGUGUGUGUCGCUCCCGGAGCCACUAGAGGGCGCAGCCGCCACUGUCGCCAACAACAGCGUCUAUGUCACUGGUGGUUUCAACACCUCCGGCGGAGUCACAAAUAAAGCCUGGGUGCUAGAGCCUGGUUUCAAGUCGUGGAGAUCACUACCUCCGAUGUCACACAACCGCAGUCACCACGGCCUGCUGGCAGCCCAUGGAUACGUAUAUGCUAUUGCAGGCGCUGGCGCAGAUGGGGGAGUACAGGCGACUGUAGAGCGCAUGUCCACACACACCCAGCACUGGGAGCCGCUGUCGCCACUGCAGGAACCGAGGUCUCACUGCGCCUGUGUGACUGUCGACACCCGCCUGUACGUAGUGGGCGGGCUGGAUGCGGAAGGACAGGCUUUACUCUCAGUCCAAAUGUACGACACGUUGCAACAUGAGUGGUCGGCAGAGACACCGCUCCCCGUUGGACGCCACAGCCACGGAGCGACAGUGGCCGACGGUAGGAUCUACGUCGCGGCAGGGAGUGACGGAGUCCACCAGCUGGCGACGUGUGAUAUCUACAACCCGAACACACGACGCUGGCACUGCAAGCCUAGCCUGGCACGAUCUCGAGUAGGUCAGGCCAUGGCUACCAUUACACUACCCGUCAGCCCUCCCGCGUUACCCUAGAAACAUCUGUUGAAAAUAUUAGAAGACUCAUUAAAGAUAUAGAUUUAAACACCAAACAGUUAAUUUAUUGUAAUUGGAGUGUCUGGGAUUAUGUGAUUAUACUCAAGACUACUUUUUCGCAAUUACUGUAUUAUAAUAUGAGCAUUUGUAAAAUGUUGUGUGGCAACUAUAGUCAACAUUCAAUAUUCAAUCUCAAAUAGUGAAGAGGAUCAAUAUGAAAAUAAGUUGUUGUCAAUUUGGUUACUUAACUUGUAGUUUUAUAUUUAAAUUUAAGCUUUCAAAGCCAUGUUGUAUUAAAAAGAAAGGUCUGUGGAGAUUCAGAUUAGAGCAGGCCAUAAAGAUUUUCAAAUCAAAAAGUUAUAAAGGAGUAUCAUAGUGGCAUUUAGAAAGCAUUUUGUGUGUGUGUGCAUAUAGGUAAAUUAUUUACAGCUUUUGUGAUCAAAAGUAACUUAGCAAUUUUGAUCUUUUUGGUUUUCUUUAUCUCCAGGACCAGAUUUGAUGUCAAAACAUCAUUAUCAAUCAGGUUUUAGAAAGGUAUAAAUGAAUGAUCUUUUCUGCAGGGUCGUUAACAGUGUUAAAAUAAGACACAGAUACAUACACAAAUAUAUAAUACAUCAAAAUUUGAAACUGGAUAUUAAUUGGUUGGCCAACCAUACCUAACCUAAAUAACAGGAUGUCUUAUAAUAAAGUAAGUUACAUGUACAUGUACAGUGGCUAUAAACAUACACAGAUGUUCUUGAUCGUGACAACAAAGUAAACUGUACAUCGGCGUU
Molecule: messenger RNA, 3107 nt
Organism: Homalodisca vitripennis (glassy-winged sharpshooter)
Lineage: Eukaryota; Metazoa; Arthropoda; Insecta; Hemiptera; Cicadellidae
Product: kelch-like protein diablo
Exons: 8
Coding region: 1036-2334 (432 amino acids)
Molecular function (GO): protein binding
Source: RefSeq, a predicted model, not a curated record